UUUAGCUGUUUUUUUCAAUUAAUUUUAUUUAGGAAGUUCGAAAUGUUUUAUCUCGUUAGAUACAAAUGUUUGGGAAGUGCCAAGUGCCAACUGACGUAGGCGGUUACUAUGGAAGUUCAAAGGAAUACAAACUAAUGAGAACAAGUGGCCUUUUAUGAUAAUGAACAGUGGGAAAAUGAACUCCAAUGAUGGCUGAAGAUAUUAAACCUGAUGUGUUAAAAAAAACUCAAACAGCAUUAAAUAAAUACAUUAAAAGGCCUCCACUCACCGACAAACUUCUUAGAAAGCCCCCUUUCCGAUUUUUACAUGACAUCGUAACAUCUGUCAUAAAAGAGACUGGUUAUUUGAAGGACGUAUUUACUGCUGAAGAGCUAAUUGCUGAUAAUGUUAAAGACAAGGAUAGUAAAAUAAAAUUUCUUACAAAAUUAAUCAGUGCCGUGAAAGAUUCUACUGGUAAUAAUCUCAAAGCUAAACCAGGAAAAAUUGUUGCUGGACUUGAAGUUGAUAAAACACUUGAAUUGUUACAAGCUGUUGCUAAAGGGAUAGCUUCUCAGACAAAUGGUAAUAAAUCAGUAAUAAGCAAUGAGGGUGAAAAUAAAUUGUUAAAAGAUGUUUCUGGUUCAAUUGGUACUAACAACAAAUCAAAACUAAAAACAGAAGAAAAUGUAAACCAAAAGCCCAGUGAUGUGAAAGAUAAAAAAAAGAGGGAUAAAAAGAAAGAAGAUUCCAAAGUGAGUAAUAUCAAUGAUGAAAAGGAGAAAAAAAAGAAAGACAAAUCUGAGAGAAGAGAAAAUGGGGAAAAAUUGGGAAAAAGGGAUAAAUCUCAAAAUGAAGAACCACUGGACAAAAGAGAAAAAAGUGGAAAUCAUGAAAAAUCUAACAUCAGGGAAAAAACUGAUGGUGGAGAAAAACAAACAUUGAAAGAGGUGAAAAGAAGAGAAAGUUUUCCAUCUGAGGAUGAUAACGUUCCUCAAACAUUAGAAGUUGAAAAGUCAGAAAAAAAUCAUGAAAAUAAUGAUACAGCUAAAGAGCCUGAGAAAAUUAAUGAUGAAGGAUUAAUUGAAACUGGAGGGAUUCCCAAGAAGCCAUCAGUGGAAUCAAAGGCAGAAGAAGAAAAUGCAGAAAACAAAGAAGAAGAAAUAGUAUUUAGGCAUAAAGAACCAGAACAGAAAAAUCAAAAACAAAAUAAUGAAGUUGAUAAUCAUAAACAAUCACCUGGUGAAGCACCAUUAAAAAGACCCUCUACUAGAAGAUCGUCUUCACGAUCAGUUAAACAACCAAUGAAAGUUAUUUCUGAGAAGGGUGACACUGGAAAAGACAAAGAAGAUUCCAAAAUUAUUGACGGUGUAAAUGUUUCUAUUGUAGCAGAUAAAAAAAAAAGUAAAAAUGAUGUCAAAGACUUUAAUUCUCCUGAAACUGAUAUCAUUAGACCUCCUUCUGCUAUUGAAAGACCAAGGACUGCAAGAAGAGCCCCACCUAGUGCUAGACCUCCAAGUGUAAGACCUGGUGCUCCCAAAACUAGAGAUCGUGGAGAAGUUGCUGUUGACUUGAACAAAGACAAAGAAAAUGAGGCUAAAGAAGUCGUUGUUAUUGCAGAAAAUGAAAAAUUAGAAGAGGAUAAGGAAAAUAUGGUAAUAAUGGAACCACACCAUAUAGUUCUUGACGAGGAAAAUAAUAUUGAAGAUGCAAAUUCUUCUGGAGCAGAAGGUGUAUUAGUUGAUAUUUUAGAAUCAGUUAAUGGAAUUGAAAAGCAAAAGCAAAAACCUCAUACAGAGAUCGAAUGGGAGAGUGGACAAAAAGAUAAGCGGGCAACUUGGCAAAAAGAAUGUGAUCAACUCAAGGCUGGCAUUCAAGCAUUAACCAGAUCCACUGGUCCUCUAGGCAAGUUAUUUGAUUUUCUUCAGGAAGAUGUUGACUUAGCAGCACGAGAAUUGUUGUACUGGAAGCAGGCUAGUGCCGAAUAUACGUCACAAUUGAAAUCAGAAAAGAGGUCGACAGAAGAAUUACUUAGCAAACAUAAGAAGAAACUCACAGAACUUGAAGGACUAAUAGAAGAAGAGCAAGAAGCUAUCAGAGCUGUGAAAUCUAAUAUAUUAAUAAAUGAUAGGAAAAUACUCUCCCUUAUUUCAAGGGUGCCUUCGACUCAAUAGAUUUUUGUGUUCCUUUAAAAAAUCUAUUUAAGUGCCUGUAAGUGUGCCUUUUAUCUCUUUCUUAGGUUGGUUUUUAACUGAGGUUAUGCGAUAUAUAUUUAUGACACGUAUUUAUAUUUAUUCAACUAAAGAAUUUAUUAUAAUAAGUAGGCAUUUAACUGAAAUCAAAAGUUUGUAUGGUUUUGAAAAAAAAAAUUAAAUAAAUAAAAGUGCCUUGAAAUGUAUUUAUUAUAUUAAACUAACAUAAAUAUAAUUUAUUAAAAAUAA
Molecule: messenger RNA, 2417 nt
Organism: Nezara viridula (southern green stink bug)
Lineage: Eukaryota; Metazoa; Arthropoda; Insecta; Hemiptera; Pentatomidae
Source: the annotation of a GenBank genome assembly